GCGGCGGGGCCAAAGGAGGUCUCUCCCAGUGGGGACGGGGAUGGGCUUAGCGAUGCUGAUUUGGGGAGGGGUCGUCUGUCCCAUCGCAGCGCGAUGCCGAUGCGGACUCGGCGCGGACAGCGGCGAACUCGACGAGGAUGGCGGCGCGAUGGUCGUGCCUGUCGCGCUCGCACGGAGUCGACGCAGGUAGUUGCGCGAUGAUCGCGCCGUUAUCCGCGUCGGGUACGCGAAGUGUCCACAUCGUGCUGGACAGACGAGGCCCCCCAGAGAUCCGGCGCAAGGUUCAGACCCGCUCUGGUCGAGGGGCUGCAGGAGCUCGUGCAGGACGCGCUUUUCAGGGGGCGCCGUCCGCCAUUGAAACGCUUUUCGGGCCUCCUGGCGGACGUGAGGCUUCGGUGCAUUGUGUUUCAUGAAGGCGGCGGGGAUGACCCGCAAUGCGCAACUGCUCUCCAGGUGACCUCCAUCGAUCACGGUUUUUGGGACGCCUUGCCUAGUGCCAAUUCGCGCGGAGCGUGGGGCGCUAGAUUUUGCAACCGAUGUCAUUAGCUGAUGAGCCAGGCGGCCCGUGUAACAUCUGUAUGCGUUGGCUUCCACGUCAAGUGAGCUCUCGUUCCACCGUUGCUGUGGUUUGUUGUUGUGCUCCUCGCUGGGUAGCCAUCUUGACCAAAUAUCAGUUUGCGCGGCUCAGUCCUUUCAUUAUCGAUGGCGCCUCAAGGACCCCAAGUAGAAUCUUGGCCAAGCGCGCAGGGCCCAUGCGAUGUCGAGGCAACCGAGCUUGCGAGGGGCGACCACACUUACGGACAGCAUGGUUUUGGAUGCAGAUGCCAUAACCAUCAACACAACUUGACGAAUAAAGGAUACCUUUUGGAAUAGCGCGAGGCGCUCACUCACGCACGAGCAUGCAAGCGGCACGAUGAGGAGCCGAUCUUUUUGAGUAGUUGUUGCGUCGUUGCUGUGGGAGGACCUUCCAGUUGCAAGCCAGCUUCUCAUGUGGAUCGAGAGGGGACUUCCAAACAAAUGCCAGCAGGCCGUGGCUUCCAGGAACAUGAGCUUCGCUGUGAGUGGUCGAGGGCAGGUGCAGGGCAAACCUCUGAACUGUUGUUCGUUUGUUAUCAUGAGAUCUUUCUUGUUGUGACCAUGCAAGGCCUGCGAGCGCACUCCUUCCAUCGACGCAUGUUCUUUGACCACACCAGAUAGUAUCACAUCAGUCACGCACAAGCUUAGCGGACACCUGUAUGUGAAUGUAUGAUGCGAUACAGAACUUGGAUGGAGGCGGUUGUCAAGAAGUGUGAGGGCCCUCUCAUUCCUGCUUUUCCUCCGCCCUCUUCCCCCUGUUCUCUCUUUAGACGUAAGUGUGGCCUCCGCCGAGAUAGCUAGCGCCAGCGGGCGCUCUCCUAAAACGGCGACGGAGCUUGCCGAAGGUGUUGAGGUGAGAUGGAUCAGACUUGUUGGCGCUCGGACUCUCUGUCCUCCCGCGGCUGCUCCGUCUCGUGCUCCUCCGGCCAGCCAUGGAAUAGGUGUGCGCGCGACGGGUUCUUGUGGGCAUGCGCAUCAGCACAACACCGUACAGGAGCCAUUGCGCAAGCCCUUGGCACGGCGCUUGGGCACACGAUCGAAGCAUACCAGGAGAAUCAGGGACCACGCCGAGGAGGAGGACGAGCAGUUAGAGAGAGGCCCAUAAUUCAUGUCCGAGUCAGGUGUUUGCAUGGGGCGAUAACGCCGGCGACGCGCUCGCGCUCGGCAGCGGCAACCAGUGCGAGCUCAGCCCGUCAUUGAUGUCGUCGCUGGGCUCCACGGCAGUCUCGCGGUUGGAGGUCACCGGCGGAAGUGGCGCUGCGGAGAAGGAGCACCUGGUCAUCGCUCACGCGGGUGCGCCCUGGAAGGAGGUUUCUGGUGCCAACUUGAAGGAGUCCGACGCAGAGUUCAGAAUCGAUAUGGGCUUCUGGUUGUGGGGCACCUGGGGCACGCGCCACUUCGCCGCGCCGUGCCGGCCUUGGGUGCGGGGCAGGCCCGAGUCCGCGCGGGAGGAGCAGAAGCUCCGCAAGGUGGUCGCCGCGGGCGAGUACUUUGUCGUCCUCAUGGAGGACGGCUGCCUGUUCGCGUGGGGCAGGAGCGAGGAAGGGUGCCUCGGCCUCGGCGACAGAAUGGUGAGCUCGGUGGCCUUGCCGCUGGUGCUGCCCCCCGGCCCAGAGGGCGCCGAGGCGGGCUGCGCCGUGGACCUGCAGCACGGCCGCCGCCACCUGCUCGCGCUGUCCGAGCACGGCCGGGUCUACUCCUGGGGCGACGGAAGGCUCGGGCAGCUCGGACUGACCUGCACGAGGCCCGCCUUCGAACCGACGCUCGUGUCCGAGCUGGCCUCCCACAGGGUGUCGCAGAUCCUGGCGGUCCGCGACGCCAGCUACGCCCUCGCCGACUGCGGCUCCGUGUUCGCCUGGGGUGACAACGCGGACGACGCGCUGGGGCUCCCCAAGGGCGAGGGCUUCGGGCUGCGCACGGUGCUCGCGCCCGUCAAGAUGGCUGGCUUCCGGGGGGGGCGCAUCACCCGGCUGGAGGUGCAGUGAGCGGCCGGCCUUCACGCGGUGGAGCCCACGGAGGGCCUGGGAGCACAGCGCUCGUUGCGCUCACAGGCGCGCAGGAGCGAA
Molecule: messenger RNA, 2642 nt
Organism: Prorocentrum cordatum
Lineage: Eukaryota; Dinophyceae; Prorocentrales; Prorocentraceae
Source: the annotation of a GenBank genome assembly